Messenger RNA from Bactrocera neohumeralis, 1267 nucleotides. RefSeq lists its product as uncharacterized. The transcript is spliced from 3 exons. The record is from RefSeq and is a predicted model, not a curated record. The coding region runs from base 140 to 1228 and encodes 362 amino acids. NCBI's taxonomy places the organism in Eukaryota, Metazoa, Arthropoda, Insecta, Diptera, Tephritidae.
GCAACAUGGCGUGGCAAAAGCGAUUUUCUGGCAUAAUUUGAUGCCACACAAGCCAAUUACAAGAAGAAAUUCAGUCUUGCAUAGGACGUGAGUGAAGUUAGUUGGUGAAAUUUUCUUCUGGAGUACCAAAAAAACAAUAAUGCUUUAUAAGAAAAUUGGCUGCUUGCAAAUCCUUUGCCUUGUGCUGCUCGUCGGUGCCCAGGAGGCGGGCCGGGAGAAGCACAAGCAAAAGCGCGGAGUGGCGGAAAAUUUCGGGGAAGGCUUGAAAUUUGCCGGGCAAAUGUUUGGCAUCAACACAGCUGCUGAUGUGGCGAAUCUAGUAGCGAUGGCUUUCGCCAAAAACAAACCGGAUUUUAUGUCAAUGUUCCAACAGAAACAAACAACCGGAGAGAGCAGCGAGUCGGCGGCAACGCAGCAGGAGGCCACCUCGCAGGAGCGGGAGAAAGCGCCCGGAAAAAACCAGCAGCAAGAGACGGACGCGAGUUAUGAACAAGCGGCACAGGCGGAGAAGAACACGGCGUUCAGCACGAGUCGGUUCGUCACAGGUGUGCUGCGCAUGAUUGGCUUCGAUGCAACCAAAUUGGGCGCACUGGCGAUAAAUGCGUUAAUUUUGUUUGCACAGACGAUAGGCAGUGCGUUUACAUCGCCGCCGCGCAGCAUUAAUCCAUACGCUUCACAAACACCAUCAUCACGCACCCCUAAUGGUAAUGAGGAGGACGAUGACGUGCCCGAUGCAUUGCGUGACAGCGAACAGGAAGCACAUCAACCGCGCGCACUACGCGCCGGUACACCAAUCGACUGGUAUUUGGAGAAUCCAGAUGAGGGAAUGCGUCGCACGCUGGACGAUGCCUUGGAUACGCGGCUCACAGAUCGCAUUACGGAGAUGAUUGAGUAUGUGGAGAAGCGCGACGGCGGUCAGGGUGGUUGCAUGAAGCUGCUGAUGUGCAAAAGUUCACCGAUUAUUUGGGGCAUGCAAAGGUCGGUGAGUGAACGUGUCACAGGCAAGGCGUCCAACACCACCGAUGAGGGAGCAUCAGAAAAAGAGAAGGCGAAGCCGAAGAAAUUAUUUUCAACGGAUGUGUUUUUCGCUCAUUUUCCCACAAUGGAGGAAUUUAGCAAGCACGGCGCAGUGUGUGACGAACGCUUUGGCAAAGAGUGUAAUCUAGAUGAUAAUGCAAAAGGUGGUGGCCAAAAGCAUGCAACAAAAAAGGAGAAUAGUAACAAGUAAAAUUAAGGCGAUUGUGGUUAAUGUUAAUAAUACAAAUCA